GUUACUUAAUUUAACCUUCAAAAUACACCGAAAUUAGUAAGAAUGAACGAACUAGUGGAGAUCAUCAACCAGCUACAGGACGUGUUUCUGAUCAGUGGUCAAGUCGUCGACCUUCCCCAGGUAGUAGUGAUAGGCUCUCAGAGUGCAGGAAAGAGCUCCGUCCUGGAACAUCUAGUGGGAAAGUCCUUCCUACCCAGAGGUGUCGGGGUUGUGACUAGAUGUCCUCUAGUCCUGCAGCUUGUACACUCGUCCAAUGAUGUCCUUGAUGAAUACGCAAUCUUCCAACACGACCAGACAAAAGUCUUCACGGACUUCAAACUGAUUUCUAAUGAAAUUAAAAAGCAAACCGUGAAGCUCGCUGGAAGCAACAAAGGUAUCUGUCAUCUUCCAAUCACGCUGAAGAUUUACUCUAAAUCCUAUUUAAACCUCACAUUAGUAGAUCUUCCCGGGUUGACGAAAAUACCCGUCGGUGAUCAGCCAGACGACAUCGAAAAACAAACCAGGGACAUAGUGCUUGAAUACAUUAGAAACCCAAAUAGUAUAAUUCUAGCUGUGACUCCUGCGAAUGCGGACCUGACGACGAGCGAGAGUCUAGCGUUGGCUCGCGACGUAGAUCCUGAAGGUGAGAGGACUCUGGCGGUCAUCACCAAGCUGGACCUCAUGGACGAAGGCACAGACGCGUGGGACAUCCUGUCUGGGAAAAUCAUACCGGUCAAACUGGGUAUAAUCGGCGUCGUCAACCGAUCACAACGAGACAUAAUGGAAAAUAAAUCCAUGAAAAAAGCGUUGAAAGAAGAAGCAGAGUUUUUCCACAAUCAUUACAGAGCGGUUGAGCGCAACCACGGAACACCCUACUUGACGAAGACUGUUCAGAGAAUUUUAACCGAACACAUAAAAAGUUGUUUACCAAAACUGAAAGAGAACGUCAAAGAAAAGUUGUCCAAGAAACAAGAAGAGCUCAAAGCUAUGGGUGAUAUGAGUCUGGACAAGCCUUCGUUGUUGAUUGACAUCGUGUCGAAAUUUUCAAAAACAUAUUGUUCGAUCAUCAGGGGUGACACGGAGAACAUCCAGACCACUGAGCUGUCUGGAGGGGCGAGAAUCAAUCGCGUGUUUCAAGCGCUUGCCCAAGCGCUGCGGACGAUUGAUGCACUAUCUGGGCUGUCUAAAGGAGCCAUCUUGACCGCUACCCAGAAUGCAUCAGGUGCAAGUCCCGGGUUGUUCGUUCCUGAGGUGACGUUCGAGCUGUUAAUGAAGCGUCAGAUCCAACGUUUUCGCUCACCUUGUCUCCGAUGUGUCGACCUUGUCAAUGAAGAGCUGUGUAGAAUCGUGCAGACUUGCGCCUAUGAUCCUUUAAUCGGACUUGAGAGGUAUCCUACACUGCAGAAAGAAGUCAUCCGUGUCGUCACCGAACUUCUCCGCAGUCGACUCCCCAUUGCGAACAAGAUUGUAGACAACUUCAUAGACGUCCAGUUAGCCUACAUUAACACAAGACAUCCGAACUUUAUUACUAACUGUGUGAGAGGGAAAGAGCCAAAAGCUUAUAAACAAGACAAGUGUGUCUGCAUCACACUCCAUCCUGCGAUAAAACUCUCGGAGAAAAGUCUCACAAAAGUCACGGAAAGUUCUCGAAAAAAAGAAGAAAGCUCGAAAGAAACUCGAGAUUAUCAACUGAUUAACAAAUUGAUUCAAAGUUAUUUCUCCAUCGUACAGAUCACCGUUCAAGACACAGUUCCGAAGAUCAUCAUGCAUUCCAUUGUGAACUUUGUCAUGGAGCGUCUUCACUGCGAGUUGAUAUCUCAACUGUACAACGGCAACACUUACAACUUGAUGAAAGAAUCACAGGAUUUCGUGGAAAAGCGCCAGGAACUUGUAACCACUGUUGCUCAGCUAGAGAAGGCCUAUGGGAUUUUGAACUAUAUUAAACCGAGCACCAAAAGCAAUUGCAAAGAUGCAUUGACUACAACAUUGCCAGAAGAGGCUGAGUUUUGUAUGACAGACUCAGGCCAUUCUUUGACACACGUUAGUAGACAGAAGACUGUUUAUUCUCGCUGCGCCAGUGUGAGUCAGCCAAUAGUGUCUACUCCACUACAAGCUGUAAUAUGGUCAGUAGUAGGCGAGGGAGGCCAGAGGGGAGGUCGUUGUACAGCGGAAAGUGAAGCUGGAGACCUCCAUGGCGGGUACUGCGCUGAGAGACCUCCUCCUGGAAAGAGAAAAGAGAGUCUCUCAAGAAGAGCUGCUAUCCUUUCCCCGGCUGAAGAGGACGAAGUCUUAACAGACGAAGCUCUCCCGAUCGCAGCCUUAGUCCAGUAG
Macrosteles quadrilineatus (aster leafhopper) is the source of this 2310-nucleotide messenger RNA. Its product is annotated as dynamin-1-like protein. The coding region runs from base 43 to 2310 and encodes 755 amino acids. Gene Ontology annotation, molecular function: microtubule binding; GTP binding; GTPase activity. Lineage: Eukaryota; Metazoa; Arthropoda; Insecta; Hemiptera; Cicadellidae. The record is from RefSeq and is a predicted model, not a curated record. Gene Ontology annotation, cellular component: microtubule; membrane; mitochondrion. Gene Ontology annotation, biological process: mitochondrial fission. The transcript is spliced from 4 exons.